CCCGGACCAGUCGUCAGUACGCCCGAGUGGGAGAAACAGAGAGAGAAAGCGGCGACAGAAUAAAAGUUCACCACCAACCAGAAAAAGUUGAAGAAGAAGAAGAAGAAAACAAAACAGAAUUUCAGUUUGUUGCUUUUUCUGUGGUUCGUUUUGGCGUCAGCUAUUAUUCAGUUUUCUCGGUUCGUCGAGCUCACACAAGUCAGCAUUAAUUUACCCGGCACGACUCAAUUGCGCAGAUCCUCAACUGUUGUCUAUAAUCCGCCAUCAACUUGUGCAACCAUUGCGGAAAAAACUUGGCCAGCCAUCGGAUUGUUUAUUGUAGCGCUUCGAUAGUGAUUCACGUUCCACUCGUUGGCGUGAGUGUGUAGAAAGAGAUCCGAGUGGUUUUACCGGGAAUAGUCAGAUCAGCGUGUGGGCGCGCGUGCGUUGCGCACCAAAAAAGAAAACAAAUUACGUUCGAAUACCAGGAGGAGAAGGAAGAUCAAGAUUAUUGGGUAAUAGUUGAGCGUUAUCCAUCAGUGAAUUUUUAGCCGAGAAAACAAAAUAACAAGACGUGCCGGUGAGCAAGCAAAGCUCCUUUAGCCUGGAACAAUAAUAAAAAGAACAGCCACCACCACAUCCAUCAAAAAUAUUGAAAACAACCAAACAAAAAAAAAAAGAGAAAUGGCGUCGACGUCAAACUACCUGUGGAUUAUCUCCUUGCUGUUGACAGCCAUCAUUCAGAUGGCCGACAGUCAACUACCCAGUCCCGUCGAUGCAGAAUUUCUCCCUUCGGUCACGGCCAGUUGCCAGGGCGGACUGAUGACCAUCAAAGUGGAAACCAAGCAAGCUUUCCAAGGCGUGAUGCACGUGUGUGACCGGGCCAGAGGCGACUGCAAGCGAAGUCCAGCCUGUACCGUCUACGGUGACAGCAACACGACGGCCAGUUUGCGCAUCAACAUGCUGGCCAGGCCGAACGACACGGAUUUCUGCGGUGUCUACAUCAAUGACCGAACGAGCGAGCGAUCGGUGCCAAUUGCCGUUCGUUUCCACCGGACGCUGGAGUUGGGAGACGACAAAUAUUACGUCAUCACUUGCGGGCGAUCCGCCUUCCGCAACUCAAGGAACGAGACGGCCGACGCCUACAUGAGACUUUACAGCGAAGAUAAUAAGCGAGUCACCGAAGCCGUCUACGGCAGAAAAUACAAACUCAGAGUCGGCGUUAAUAAUCUUGACAGUUUUUACGGAUUCCGACCGUCUUCGUGCUUCACCUACGGCGGGCCCAACAGCAGCGUCAUUCCAUUGUUCGAUAAACGAGGGUGCCCGGAGAAGAAGAUAGCCACGAAUUUCGUCCACGACAACAAAGGUUACGCCGAAGCAGAGAUCCCCAUGUACCGUUUUGCCGAGUACAACGUCGUCAACAUUCAGUGCGACAUCCUCGUCUGCAAAGGCGGGUGCGGCGAAGCAUUCUGCGACGACGACAUCACUCCGUUCGCCCAGGGUCGAGCCAUUGGCCGCGACGUUCCCGACUCGGAGGGGAGUCUGAUGGCCUCCUACAGCGUCUACGUCGUCGAUCCAGGAGCUGCCCCACUGGCAGUGGCAGCUUGUUCGGGUAUUCAACCUCUUUGGCUGCUCUAUUUGUGCAUCGCUUUCGGCAUCCUCUUCCUGAUUAUGCUCAUCAUCAACGUGUUCCUCUGCUCGGCCAUGACCUGCUCUUGUUCCAAGACCGAAGUCAUCGAAAAGGAGCCCAGCAUCAUAGAAGAGUAUGACCCUUACCGCUCCUGGCACGGAUCGCAAUACGGAUCACGGUACUCGCUGAACGGAGUGAGCAAACCGGGCUACAUCUCGGCGGGUUCAACCAUGAACUCGACCCGCUCCUAUUCGACCAACAGCGAUCAUUACGCCAUCGUCCAUUCCAGGCCCGGAAGCCGCUAUUCGGCGCCAGGGGCCAAUGGAGUUCAUCACGGCCAACGACAGCAGAACGGGCAGGCCAAUCACCACCAUCAAACAGCCACUCAACAGCGACGUGAUCCGCGCAACGGAAACGGCGAAGUCCAUCACGGUCCCGGCCCAGGCUCCAUUUCGGGCUCGCAUUACUCGGCCAACGGGACUCGGCUGCAUUGAUGAUCACGACGAUGAUGAUGAUGAUGGCGGGAGACAAAGAGCUGCUGGAAGAGAGGAGGAACAACAACUGUACAUAUAUUCUUUCCACCUUGAGUUUGCUGCUGUGCCGCUGCAUAUGAAGCCGACGAACCGCUGCUGCUGUUUGCUGCUGCUGCUGCGGGACUUGUGUAACUUGCGUGACUCGCCGGGGUGAAAGGUCGACUCCUAUGAGAGAGUGGAAUACAUACACAUAUACAUACACAUGCGGGAGCAGCCAACAGACGUACGGAAUGAAAGAAGAGGAAGAGGGCGGAGACGGAAAGAAGAAGAAGAAGAAGAAAUUGUUGAAGAGUUGAAGAAAGAAGAAAAUUUUUUUGUUUUUGUUUUGUGUUUUAUUUUUAUUUUUUCCUCCCUUUUUUUGUGAAAAACAAGGCCAUAGUAAAAGAAGAAGAAAAAAGACAUAUAAAAGACAUUUACGCAUUCACGGGGAAGACGAAACGAGUUGAUCUAAUUCUAAUAAUAAAAAUUACAAAAAAAAAGGGGAAAAUGGGGGGCAGCUAGACCGCCGUUUGUUACGGCCGCCACCACACGUCACCUCCGUUGCGAUCCAUCCGUCAUAUUAUAGAUCUAUAUAUUAUUUUUGUUGCCUCUUUUUUUAUCGUCUGUACAUGUUCUUGAACGUGUUUCGUUUUCUUUUCGAGAAACUAAAAAAAAAAAAAAAAAACCAAAAACACACUAAAGACUUUGACGGGAGCAAUUAAGACAUAAACAAAUGCGCUAUAAUAAAAACACGAAAAACAAAACAAAAUGCAUAUUCCCCCCCACUAACAUUCGUCGUUCUUACCAAACAAGAUUCGUUAUUGUGCGCGAUGUGUGCUGUGCUGUGUGCUCUUAGGCGUAUUAUCUACCUAAAAAACCCCCCACGGUGUGUAAUCGUGCCGAACUUAACUACUCGCGGAUUUUAUUUGGCUACAAUGAGAAAUCACGCAAAGUGGUUUUUGGCAAUAUAUCAAUCAAGCACUGGCGCACAUAUAGAGUUGCGGGUGCCCAUGUCUCUCUGUGUGUAUUUGUGAGUGUUAUACCUUUUUGUUUUGGUAAUUCUUAUCGCCUUUUGUGCAUUUAUAUCUUUGAUUUCUAUCGCGUUCGAUUGUAUUGGCUCCAUCAUCCCUCACUACAAAAAACCUAAUUGUAUCAGUGCGAGUGAAAAACCGUGUGAAUGUCUCAAAGAACAAAAACCAACAAAAACACAUAAAUCAUGUUAUAAUUCUAAUGAUGUUACAUCACGUCGUGUGUUUCAUGAAAUGAUUAAUAAUAAUAAAUAAAAACAUGUACAUAACCCCAAAAAA
This is a messenger RNA of Daphnia pulicaria, 3428 nucleotides long. RefSeq lists its product as uncharacterized. NCBI's taxonomy places the organism in Eukaryota, Metazoa, Arthropoda, Branchiopoda, Diplostraca, Daphniidae. The coding region runs from base 664 to 2103 and encodes 479 amino acids. The transcript has 11 exons. The record is from RefSeq and is a predicted model, not a curated record.